This is a messenger RNA of Carassius auratus (goldfish), 2347 nucleotides long. RefSeq lists its product as uncharacterized. Bases 418 to 2310 code for a protein of 630 amino acids. The record is from RefSeq and is a predicted model, not a curated record. The transcript has 6 exons. Lineage: Eukaryota; Metazoa; Chordata; Actinopteri; Cypriniformes; Cyprinidae.
CAAAGCGCCAACAUAUAAAAAGUUACGGAUAUGAAAUUAAUAGAAUAAAAUGCGUAAGGAAAGAGGUUAAAUAUGAGCAACAGGUUCUGAAAGGUGUUGGACACACCUUUUUCUGGCUUUUGCACUAUUCUUUAUGACACUCCUUCCUUCUGCAACAUUCAGAAAUCAGGAAACGAGUAAACAGUUUUGAGAGCUCGGAUAGAAAAACUCGAGGAUCUGAAUGACUGAUGGACAUAAAUACUUGUGUGGACUAACGUGACGAUAUAACUGAAGGAUCUCUGGAACCGUACAGCUUAAGUAGUAACUAUCAUGGGUGAAAGUUGAGUGUCUAGAGGGAGUCUGCUUGUUUGUGUACACGUACCCAAUAUCUGUGAGUUGUCUUUACUCAUGUUUUCGUAUGUGGUACCAUAGAGUCCAAUGGCGGAGUUGAAACCGGUCUCAGACACUCAUUCAAUACUGGAAUCUAUGCUUCAGAAAUUACGACUGAAUGCUCAUACCAACAGUAGCUCAGUCACUGACAUGCAAACAUGCAGUCCAUCAGGAGAAUGUAAUGCUGGACCAUUGGAAGAUUCAUCUAAAAGAACAGUUUAUCAGUUAGGGUUUGGUUCCAAUGUUAAAGAGCCAGAUGGAAGCACCUCAGUCUCCAAUAAGUGGGAGAAUCCUUGGACUCAACCAUCCUCUCAUUGUGUGGAUGCAUUGACUCCUGUUGCUAAACAACCGGUCAGAAGGAUCAGUAAAAACAACUCGGGAUUCUCUGGUAAACCUAAACGUCCACCGUUGAUUUGGGGGGAAUCAGACGAUCAGAUGCCUGGGCCGGAGAAGAAGCAAACGUUUUCUCUGGAUAGGGAAACCAACUCAAAAUUGCAAUCGUUAUACAAUACAGAAUCCUUCCAAAACCCUCCUGAUCUUUUAGCUCCAACGCUAACAACAUCAUCUACACUGUUGGGAAAACCAGAGGUCAGAGGUCAAAGUGGCACAUGGAGUUGGGGUGCUGCAAUUGAGAGAAACGAAAGCCCCAGAUUUCAUGAGCAAUCAGUAAAAACAACAAAGACAAGUAGGAGGAAGUGGGGGGACGCUAAAAGGUGGGCUCAGAAUGUGAAAGAGAGAUGGAGAGAGAGACACAGAACCACACAGACCAGACAAAGACAUGAUGGAGAAAGACAAGUGCAGAAUGAAGUGCAAAGUUAUCGCUCUUCGUUAUUGGUGCCCAUCAAUGUGAAUGAAGCUCCUACAUCACCCACUGAGACCACCGAUAUCCAUCAUGAAGAGAUCAGCACAGCGCUGGAUGAAGAUGGCCCUGGUUCACUCAGCUACAUGAGUGAAAGUCUGUUCUCAUUUGGCACUACUUCUAAUUUAAUGGAGGAGAUCUUCAGCGGGACGGAGUGGGCUCAGUUUCUCUCAGUUAACAGCUCCAAAAUGCACCAGUCUAAAGAGUUACCAAAUACUAAUAACCGAUCAAGUGAAGAAGAACUGCAAAGUAAAUGGACUCACGAAGGCACAACAGAUUACCAAUUAGAUUCGACUCAGCUUUCACUUUCAGAGAGCUUUGCACAAGACAUGGCCUCCGAUAAACAAACCGAGACGUCUCAAAUGAGUGUUACUUAUCUCCCCACAAAUCCUUCACAAACAGACCUGUUUAGAAACCAGUCACAAAACACCAAUCUGAACCCCAACGAAUCUCACAAUGGUGAGCAAUCAUAUGGACAGUCACAUUUUUCCCAGCUUGAUCCAAAUGAAUCAAAGGCAACAUCUAGUCAAGUGUACGACCCCAGCCAUAACCUGCCACAAGGUGGGACGGAGGAUUUUAUACCCCUCAUUGACCUUUCAUACGCUAAGUCAAUAAAAAGAUCAUCUGUAACAUCCCGUGGAUCUCUGAGCCGGAAAAGAGAGCACUGGACAAAAAGCAGGGAUUCGUUUGAACACACAACACAAGAGAUGGAGGAGGAGGAGAACGGUGGCUCUUUCACAGCCGCACAGCUGACUUCAAACUCCCUCCGCAGCCCUUCACCAGCGUCUUCACUCGACUCAAUGAACUCAAUCUCUCAAGACUCAGAGACCUCUGAAACUUUGGAGACUGCAAACAAAAAGAGGAGGAUGGAAGACACUCGACGCGUUCGGUUCUCUGAGGAGGUUAUCAUCUUACCGCCCACCUACUGGCCAGAGUCUGAUGAUGAUGAUGAAGAUGAUGAUGAAGAAGACGAAGAAGAAGAAAAUGAUGAUAAUGAUUUGCAGGAAGAACCUUCUCCCCGUCAUUCUUUCCCUAAGUGGAUUGUGUCUCUAAAACCCAAAAGUGGAAAGUACAAAUUUUAAAUCUCUUCUCAUCCGACUCCACCUCUGAAAUUCUGCA